AAAAGGGGCGGUAUCAAGACCUUUAAAUAGCAGCAGAGAGACUCAACGCUGCUCUUUAUUUGCACAGCAUAGGAAGAACACACAACGGCAAGAUAAAUCUUUUCUAGAAGCUCUUCUAAAGGAUAACAUCUUUCAGUCAGAAUGCUGUACCUGAUUAUGUUGGUCAUCUCUGCCCUUUGUGGGACAAGCUUGUGCAACCUCAUUCAGGAGCAACAGACAGAUUUUGGGCUACGGGUCUUCUCUGAAGCCAUCCAGUCUUCUCCGGACAGAAACCUGGCUCUUUCUCCCUUUGGCAUCUCCUCGGUGCUUGGCUUGGCUCAACUAGGUGCCUAUGGUAGCACCCUUCAAAUGCUCACCUCCAAGAUGGGCUACUCAUUGCAAGAUCGAGGAAUGCCAAAGCGACAGAGGCUUCUUCAGAGAGAUCUGGCCAGUGAAGUGGGGGUAGAGGUGGCCAGUGGUGUCAUAGUUGACAGGAAAAUAGUCUUGGAAAAGGUCUUUAGGCACAGCCUGGCCAAAGCCUUCCAGAGCGUCCCAAAACAAGUAGACUUCAGCCAGCCUGAGAAUGCCCGACAGGUGAUCAACUCCUGGACAUCUGAUCACACUGAUGGAAUGAUUCCUAACUUUCUUCAAUCUGGGGUGCUGAGUGAGCAGACACGAUUAGUCCUUUUGAAUGCUCUUCACUUCCAUGGGGUCUGGAAGACGCCCUUUGAUCCCAGACUGACUGUGGAACAGCUCUUCCACAGAGUCAAUGGCAGUGCAGUGUCUGUUCCAAUGAUGAGAAUUACUAAAAAAUUUAACUAUGGUGACUUUGUGACUGGGGAUGGUGUGGACUAUGAUGUAAUUGAGGUGCCUUAUGAAGGGGAAUCAUUAAGCAUGCUUCUGGUGACUCCAUUUGAGAGGGAUGUGCCUCUGUUGGCUUUGAACAAAGAGCUGAGCAGCAGCAGGAUUACUGAAUGGAGAAAAGAGAUGAGAAGGGUUAACAAACAACUGGCCAUUCCAAGGUUCUCUAUGGAUUCAGAAAUUGACCUGAAGUCCACACUAAGCAAAAUGGGUCUUGGAGACAUCUUUAUCCAGAGCAAAGCAGAUUUCUCUCGUAUUACCACUGAGGAGCCUUUAUGUGUAUCCAAAGUCCUACACAGAGUCAAAAUUGAGGUAAACGAAGAAGGAACCAAAGGCUCAUCUGCCACAGCGGCAGUCAUCUAUUCUCGAAUGGCUGUAGAAGAGAUCACACUGGAUCGGCCAUUCUAUUUCCUCAUUCAGCACAAGCCUACAGGUGCACUGUUAUUCACGGGUCAAGUUAACCAGCCUCAUGAAUAUUAACUAACCACGGAUGUGCCUGAAGUAAUCAUAUGAGCAGAAGGACCAAGAAAACUGCCACAGAUUAGCAGACAACAUACUACUGAAGACAAGAGAUGCUUGGAUUUCUAUUCCUACUGUAAAUUAAAUGAAAACCCCUAAUUACAUGUAUGUAAUGUUUUACUGGUUUAAAGUUCAAAACGUCCAUAAUAACUUACAAACGAGGUUACACACACAGGCCAGUGCUGUUGUGGAGGGCACUUCUUGGCUCUAAAAAGAAAACAUGGCUUGUUGAAGGUCAGCAUAUGUCUGAGGGUCUAAGAGUACAAUUUAACAAACAUCAAUGUAAAGCCUCUGCAGAACAAAGAUGAGGGUUUUACACGCACUUACAAUUUGAAGAAAUUAUUAUUAUAUAUGUUUUGUUUAUUUUAUAGGGAUAGAAU
Molecule: messenger RNA, 1739 nt
Organism: Xyrauchen texanus (razorback sucker)
Lineage: Eukaryota; Metazoa; Chordata; Actinopteri; Cypriniformes; Catostomidae
Gene: serpine1
Product: serpin peptidase inhibitor, clade E (nexin, plasminogen activator inhibitor type 1), member 1
Exons: 9
Coding region: 142-1320 (392 amino acids)
Biological process (GO): negative regulation of vascular wound healing; negative regulation of endopeptidase activity; negative regulation of plasminogen activation
Molecular function (GO): serine-type endopeptidase inhibitor activity
Source: RefSeq, a predicted model, not a curated record